This is a messenger RNA of Apiotrichum porosum, 1614 nucleotides long. RefSeq lists its product as uncharacterized. Gene Ontology annotation, cellular component: endoplasmic reticulum. The record is from RefSeq and is a predicted model, not a curated record. Gene Ontology annotation, molecular function: amino acid transmembrane transporter activity. NCBI's taxonomy places the organism in Eukaryota, Fungi, Basidiomycota, Tremellomycetes, Trichosporonales, Trichosporonaceae. Gene Ontology annotation, biological process: amino acid transmembrane transport. The coding region runs from base 1 to 1614 and encodes 537 amino acids. The transcript is spliced from 5 exons.
AUGCGUACCCCAGAGGCGUACCCACUCGUGGCCACGGGCAGCACAGACAGCCUCGAGCCACCAGCGGCUCUCGCAUCCAGCAGCCGCAUGGCGUCUCGAGGUUCCAGCCGGGCAGCGUCUCGCGCCAGCUCGGUGCGCGGCAGCGUCAGCGACAUGCCAGAGCCGAGCGCCGAGCUGUUAUCGAGCAUCGGGGUCGACCUUGAGGCUGGAUCGCGCCCGGUGAGCGUGCGUGGGAGCCCACGUAUCGUCGACGAUGCCAAUGUCUUGUUCAAGGCGCCAGAUGCCGACGACUUUGACGACGAGCACUCGGCCUCAGCGCCGCUUCUUCACGAGAGCGAACGCGCGACGCUCGAGGAGGAGGACCUCGUACUCUCUGACGGCCCCAUGACUGCGCGUGGAACCAUGAUGGACGGUAUCGCAAAUAUGGCCAAUUCGAUUCUAGGUGCAGGCAUCAUUGGAUUGCCAUAUGCGAUCAGGCAAGCGGGCUUUGUGACCGGCGUCAUCCUCCUCGUGGUCCUUGCCGGCGUGACCGACUGGACCAUCCGCCUCGUUGUUCUCAACGCCAAACUGUCUGGCCGCGACUCGUAUGUCGACGUGAUUCGACACUGCUUUGGGCCCAUGGGUUCUGGCGCCGUCUCGUUCUUCCAGUUUGCCUUUGCCUUUGGUGGCAUGUGCGCGUUCAACGUCAUUAUCGGCGACACGAUCCCGCAAGUGCUGGAUUUCGUGUUUCCAUUCCUUGGCGAGCACGCCGUGCUCAACUUGCUGGUCGACCGUCGGUUCGUGAUUGUGCUGUGCACAGCGGCCGUGUCGUUCCCGCUCUCGCUCCACCGCGAUAUUGUCAAGCUGUCCAAGUCGUCCGGCUUUGCACUGGUCAGCAUGGGCAUCAUUGUCGUGUCGGUCGUGCUGCGCGGUGUCGCCGUCGACCCCAGCCUGCGCGGCUCGUCGCUCGACGUCUUCUCCAUCAUGAAACCAGGCGUCUUUGAGGCCAUUGGCGUCAUCUCGUUUGCAUUCGUCUGCCACCACAACACCAUGUUCAUCUACAAGUCGAUCCAGAUCCCCACGCUGGACAGGUUCAACGCCGUCACCCACGCCAGCACCGGUAUGAGUCUCGUCUGCUGCCUCCUCAUGUCCGUCACUGGCUACUUGGUGUUUACAGACAAGACAGAGGGCAACAUCCUGAACAAUUUCGCAAAGGACGACUGGGUCAUCAACAUUGCCAGGUUUUGCUUUGGCGCAAACAUGUCGACUACUAUUCCCUUGGAAAACUAUGUCUGCCGCGAAGUCAUCGAGGACUGGCUGUACAAGGACAAACCCUUCAACCGCACACGACACAUUGUCAUCACCGCGGCCAUUGUCUUUUCAGCCAUGCUCAUCUCGCUCCUGACCUGCGACCUCGGUGUCGUCCUGGAGAUUGCAGGUGGUCUCUCUGCCACCGCGCUGGCCUUUAUUUUCCCCGCAAGCGCCUACUUUGUCCUCAUGAAGGGACCGUGGACGUCGCGCCAAAAGCUCCCCGCCGUCAUCUGCACUGCGUUUGGCUGUAUCGUGCUCCUGCUCUCGACGGCCAUCACAAUAAAGAAGACGUUUAGCGGCGAGGUCUCCCACAAGCAGUGCUAG